GAUGCUAAGAAGGGCAACACGGCUGCUUAUUCAUCCACCUCGAUAGCUUGCUAGGCAUGAAACCGACAUUUUGAAGCUCUUUAGACCAUUCUUGUGUAUAUUUGUCUCGGUGUUUUAAACACAAUCAUGUUAACGUAUCAACUGCUUAAUUUUAACAUCAUUUGCAUGUUAAAUGUGUUAACCCUGUUAAGAUUGAUACUGAGCCCGGCUCUAGGCUAGUCGCUAAUGAUAACCAGCUAAUGCUAGCUAGCUAGCUAACUAAUAUCCCCGACCAUGAGCUCACUCAGCUUCUUCUCCCCAGCUAAAGAAGAGGAGGUCUGCUGGAAACAGAAAGAUGCUCUGGGGCUGAACAUUGUCGUAAAAGAGGAUGAUAUUACAGUGAAAGGAGAGGAAGAAGCUUUCAGAAUUAAAAAGGAGGAAGGGGAGGCUAUCACAUUGAAAGAAGAGGAGGAGCAUUUUGGAGUGGAGGGAGUAACGGCUGUCACAGUGGAAAAAGAGGUAGAAGCUUUCAGAAUGAAAAAGGAGGAAGAGGAGGCUGUUAUAGUGAAAGAAGAGAAUGAAACUUUAGGAGUGGAAGAGGGGAUAGAGGCUGUCACAGUGGAAGAGGAGGAGGUAGAAGCUUUCAGAAUAAAAAAGGAGGAAGAGGCGGCUGUUAGAGUGAAAGAGGAACCUUUUUGGGAGGAAGAGGAGUCUAUCUCAAUAAAAGAGAAGGUAGAAGACGUUCUGGGAGUGAAAGAGGAGGAGACAGAAGAUCUGAUUAACACCAGAGAGAGACAUGACUAUCGUGGAUCCUCUGGGGAGCCUCAACAACAUCCUGAUGCUGACGAGGCAGAGAAGAGUCUCUCCAGAUCCAAACACCAGAUGGACAACGCUAGCCCGCCCCUUUCCACCCUACCAGAGUCCCCGUGUCGUGCCUCUCCCGGUAGCGCCUUACUGCUGGGUAUGAAGAGGUUGUCUGUGCUGCUGGUGGACUGCAGGAAAACAACGGGGCUGAGUGGAACUGUGAGAGGAGGAGAAGAGAAGAAAGGAUCAGAUUUGACACAUCAAAGAGAGAGAUCAGACUCUCACGCUGACAGUGGUAAGAGUCCUUCAGGGGAUCCAGACCCAGCGACGUCCAAACCAGCAGGACGACACCACUGCUCCCAGUGUGGAAAGAGUUUUAACCAUUUAGGGAACCUGAAAACGCACGGGAGGACACAUACAGGAGAGAAGCCAUACCACUGCUCCCUGUGUGGAAAGCGAUUCACCCAUUCAGGGAGCCUGAAAGCACAUACGAAAAUACACACAGGGGAGAAGCCUUAUCACUGCUCUCAGUGCGGAAAGAGAUUUAUCCAGUUAGGGAACCUGGAAUCACAUGAGAGAACUCACACAGAAGUAAAGAGGCUUUUCCACUGUUCUCAUUGUGAAAAGACUUUUAAGAAUUUAGGGAACCUGAAAGUGCAUGAGAAAUGCCAUACAGGGGGGAAGCUUUUCCGCUGCUCCCAGUGUGGAAUGAUAUUUACCCAGUUUCGGCACCUGACAGACCAUGAGGUAACACACACAGGGAAGAUGCCUUACCACUGCUCCCAGUGUGGAAAGGCAUAUUUCACGUCACAUGCACUUAGUCUUCAUGAGAGAACACACACAGUGCUCCCGCCCUUAUCUCAUAUUUUUGACUGAAAAUGUGUUUUUGUUUAUGCCACAUUAAAUCAAAUUGUAGAAAGUAUACUCAACAUCAACAACAAAAAUGUUACCCUCUGUUUCUACUUGAAAAACAUGUUAAAACAAUUAUUUAACCUUAAAUUCCUAUUACUACCAAGUCAAAUAAGAACUCCCAAUAAUAUUUUUCCAAUCAAGUUACAGAGCUCUACCAGGCGGUUGAGAAGUCAAGAGGCUCAUACCUACAAUGUCACAUUUAGAAUGACAUUUUGCAUAGUAUUUUUACUGAUCUAGAUAAUAUCAUAUACAUUACUUUAGGUAUGCUUCAAUGGCUUUUAUACAUAGUUAAGCAUUGUUAAAUGAGGACUGAUCUCAAACGUGGAACAACGUAUGGUAAUAUUCAGUUACAUUUGAAAUGUAUGUGUUUUUCCAGGUGGUGUAUACAGUAGUAGUCACACAAAAUGGCUUUCUUGAAUUUCAAAUGGUCUAGGUUCUUCCACCACAUUUCCCCCAUCUUCAGACUACAUUUUACGGUAAUAUAUGACAAAGUGCCGUUUUUUUUUAUGACUAUUACAGACUUUGUUUUAUAGGCCUAUAGUCUGAAUAUUGAUUAAUUGACGCCAUGGGGCAUGAAAUGUGGAUACAACCACUUAUGUUCCGUAGUAGUAGUAGUCUGUUAAUCAUGUCUGUCUCUAGUAGUAGCAGCUGUAGUAGUAGUAGCAGUAGCUGUAGUAGCAGUAGCUGUAGUAGUAGCUAUGUGGUGUGUGCCAUUUUAAUCAAUCCGGUUUUUAGUGAAGUAGGGAACAGGAGAGUCUAAUAGCGGCCUGUUUGGUGUCACGGAGAGAGUGUUCAGUUUGUUCUCUGGUUGGAGGGAGCCAGUCUGUAAACUAGGAGUUCUUCAGGGAUUUAACAAAUGUCAGGCAGAUCAGCUCAUGUUCUGACAUGAAGGCUUCCUGGUAGCUGGUGUACAGUUACGACCGGCCUAGAAUUAUUCUGCUGCAGGGCUCUCUUCUGGACACUCUCCAGCUUGAACGAUCAGGGUUUGAGUGAGGUCAGGAUGUGACCAUGGUAUGCUAGGGUGACAGACAGUGACAGCAUACUUCAGAACUGGUCUUACACUGGUCUCUUGAAUAAUGUUUACAUACUGCUUUACUCAUCUCAUAUGUAUAUAUUCUGUAUUUUAUUCUACUGUAUUUUAGACAAUGCCACUCCGACAUUACUCGUCCUAAUAUUUAUAUAUUUCUUAAUUC
Salmo salar (Atlantic salmon) is the source of this 2888-nucleotide messenger RNA. RefSeq lists its product as uncharacterized. The record is from RefSeq and is a predicted model, not a curated record. Lineage: Eukaryota; Metazoa; Chordata; Actinopteri; Salmoniformes; Salmonidae. Gene Ontology annotation, biological process: regulation of transcription by RNA polymerase II. Gene Ontology annotation, molecular function: DNA-binding transcription repressor activity, RNA polymerase II-specific; RNA polymerase II cis-regulatory region sequence-specific DNA binding. Gene Ontology annotation, cellular component: nucleoplasm.